UUGUUCCACUGGGAGGGUGCGGUUUACGAGGAACCCUGAAGGCGUCAUUGUUCCACCCCUGCUGGGCAGGCAGAAAGAUAAAUCUACCCCUGCAUACCGACACAGUUAUACUCUAGUUACCCUUCAGUCUGCCCCUGGACGAAGCAACCUGUCCGGAGCGGAGCAGCAGGAGACGCUGGACUUUGUCUGCCAGCGUUACGCUAUUUUCAACAACUCACAGCAGCACCGUUAGCAGGCUAAGCUAGCAGGAAGGGGUAGCUAACGACAGUUGGCUAAAACUCCUGCUCCGCUGAAGACCUCCCACCGCAGGCUGCUGGACCUGACAGACCCAGCUAUGUGAGCUGCUCUGAUGUGUAGAGGUGUAAAUCCCUACCGUUCCCGGUUAAGACAGCUUUUUAGCUGGUCUGGAGGACCAUACCAGCGCAGUGACAUAAACACCCAACAGACCUGCAGCUGAUUUGGCUGAACAGGUGUAUGUUGACCUGGAUUGUAGCAUAACCCCCAGAGCAGCCUCCUCCCCUCCACUCCCUCAGCUCUCCCUGUAGGACUACUAUGCCUCUGGGUUUGGGAAGAAGGAAGAAGGCGUCCCCGUUAGUCGAAAAUGAGGAAGCGGAGCCCAUCCGGGCAGGUCUCAGCGUUCCAGGUAUGGAUGGCCCAGAUGGAGGUGUUGUCGGGCUGGGAGAAGGUGCCACCUCUGAAGGUCUGCCUCCUCCACCCAGCAGCAUGCGACCUCGCCUCAUCUUCCACACCCAGCUUGCUCACGGCAGCCCCACAGGCCGUAUCGAGGGCUUCAGCAAUGUGCGAGAGCUCUAUGCCAAGAUCGGUGAGGCCUUUGGGAUACCACCGUCCGAAGUUAUGUUUUGCACACUGAACACUCACAAGGUGGACAUGGAUAAACUGUUGGGAGGUCAGAUUGGACUGGAGGACUUUAUUUUUGCCCACAUUAAAGGCCAGAGAAAGGAAAUAGAAGUCUUCAAAGGGGAGGAUGCACUAGGGUUGACGAUCACUGAUAAUGGAGCUGGCUACGCUUUCAUCAAGAGAAUCCGUGAGGGGAGUGUCAUCCACCAGAUCCAGGUUAUCAACGUGGGUGAUAUGAUCGAGUCGAUCAAUGGCCAUCGCCUGAUUGGCUGUCGACACUAUGAGGUGGCCAAGAUGCUGAAGGAGCUGCCCAAAGGGAAGGAGUUCACCAUCAAGCUGGUGGAGCCUCUCAAGGCCUUUGAUAUGAUCAGUCAGCGGUCUGGAGGGUCCAGGUCGGCAUCAGGGGUUCAGCUGGGGACCGGCAGAGGAACCCUUCGGCUGCGCUCCAAAGGUCCUGCUACUGUGGAGGAACUACCUUCUGCAUUUGAGGAAAAGGCCAUCGAGAAGGUGGAUGACCUGCUUGAGAGCUACAUGGGCAUCAGAGACAGCGAACUGGCCGCUACCAUGGUGGAGCUGGGAAAGGACAAAAAGAACCCCGACGAGUUUGCCGAGGCUUUAGAUGAAACCCUGGGAGAUUUCGCCUUCCCCGACGAAUUUGUUUUCGACGUUUGGGGUGCCAUCGGCGAUGCUAAGGUCGGGCGAGUGUAACCACAGAAACUAAUGGAGCAGAGCGACUUCUGCGUGCGUGACGCCCACAACAUUCAGCACUACUAGGAAACACAACACUACCGUCAUGAGUUUGUUUUUAUUCCAGUGUAUACUCCUACUAUUUUUAAUUUAGAGUGUACCCUUUUGGGAGACUCUGGCUAGACAAAGAGGUUAAUGCCAGUUAAUGGGAGAAGAAGGUGGCUGUGAUGACUUCCCAAGUGCUUUUAUUUGUCUUCCGGCUUUAUCCAGAAACUACGAGCACGCUGAUGAGCAUUCCCUUUGACCGCAUCACGUGAACCUGCAUGUCAUUGUUACAGUUGCUGGCAGUGGAACAAGUACAGCACAAGUUUCUAAUAUGGGAGAAAUGAAAGACAACGCUAACACAAAGUAGAUAUUUGAUACUUAGCAAAAAAAAAAUGUGAUUUUUUUUCCCCCCCUCCCCACAUUGCACUGUGUUGCACUGUGUUGCGCUGUGUUGCACUGUGUUGCACUGCGCUGUAAACCAACAACAGAAGUGAACCAAGAUUGCACUGUACCUCACAUGAUGAGCGGCACAGUUAUUGCACAGUACAAGGCAUCGGCCUCCCUGAAAUACAGUACAUUGUCGUCCUAAACCACUCGAUGUUACUGUUACGGGUCAGUUUUACAUGCAUGUGCUGUUAUAUUGUUAUCUCGAUCAUGCAUUCUGCUGGUUUUAGGUUUUUUGGUUGUUUUUUUGUUCUGUUUUUUUUGCAGUUACAGAAGGGUUAUAGUAAACUGUAGCUCUGGACUAAAAGAUCAGUGGUGCUUCUCACUGUUACCACACUCCAUGCUGUAAUGAAGUCAACUGUGCAGACAGCAGCACAUUUCCAGUCUUACUUUCAUACAUUUGACAUUGUUAAAGAGAAUCAGUGUUAAUUCACCUUUUUAUUGAAGGUCAUUGUAUGGGAAUGAGAAGCAGAUUGGUUUCCAGGUUUGUGAAAUGUGUUAACUUGUUAUUUUUUUAUAGCUUGUGUUUUUAUAUAAAGUUAUGUGAUGUCUAUUUUAAAACAAGGUUUGUGGAGCCGAUGAAGAAAUUGAUCUUGUGUUGCAACUACUUUUAUUGUUUUGAAGCAUUACAGAGAGCAGUAUUAAAGAAGAGAGAGAGUUGUGAGAUGGAGUAGUAAAAAAAAAAAAGAUGGAUCUGUUAAGAACAAAUGCCUUCAUUUCUUCACAUUUCAAGCAUUUUAUACAUUUUGUGUGAAGUAUGCAUUCCGAUGCUCGCUGCUGAAAAAUGAAGUAUACUGUCAUUGGAGCCGAUUGAUACCAAACUACUUCCAUCGGGCGUCGAAGUGACUUGUAUUCAAAGAGAGGAAAAACAGGCAAUGUCGCACCAGCUACUCAGCGUAGGUAAACACUUCUUAAAAAACCUUUGGUGUUAACCUUUUCAGUAUAUCCAAAUGUAUGAAGCUAUUUGGUAGUUUUGUUUCAUUCUUUAGAGUUAAUGAAUAUCUAAAUGGGUUAUGUAAUGAAACUGAUGCUAGAACACUGUAACACUGAGAAGAACACAUUAUUUUGAUGGCUUUGUAUUA
Molecule: messenger RNA, 3116 nt
Organism: Xiphias gladius (swordfish)
Lineage: Eukaryota; Metazoa; Chordata; Actinopteri; Istiophoriformes; Xiphiidae
Gene: gipc1
Product: GIPC PDZ domain containing family, member 1
Exons: 7
Coding region: 553-1566 (337 amino acids)
Molecular function (GO): protein binding
Source: RefSeq, a predicted model, not a curated record